AUGGUCUUACUAAAAAUCGUAGAGACAACACUGCUUGUAUCACUACUAUCGACGAUAGUAGUUGCAAUCUACAGGCUUUACUUCCAUUCAUUGAGACUCAUUCCUGGUCCCAAACCAGCAUCGCUUACGUGGUGGUACGAAUUCUAUUUCGAUGUCAUAAAACUUGGAAAAUACGUUUUUCAUAUCAAGGGAAUACAUGAAGAAUUCGGAUUGGGUCCAAUAAUUCGCAUUACUCCAGGUGAGAUUCAUGUGAAUGAUGUUGGUUUACUUGAUACAAUAUACGCACCCCAUCACCCCGAUGAGAUAAAUAUGCUCCAAUUGCGAGUUCCUGGAAGCGUUGGUGCAACCGUAUCUUUCGAUGUUCAUAAAAAGCGUCGUGAAGCUUUAGUUCCAUUCUUUAGUAGAAGCAAUGUUCUAUACCUCGAUCCAAUGAUCACUGCAAAAGUUCAACAGCUUUGUGAUGUUAUUUCUUCUCAUACUGUUGAUAAAUCGCCGUUAAAUCUUUCGGAUAUAUUCUUUGCAUCUUUUUAA
This is a messenger RNA of Botrytis deweyae, 531 nucleotides long. RefSeq lists its product as uncharacterized. NCBI's taxonomy places the organism in Eukaryota, Fungi, Ascomycota, Leotiomycetes, Helotiales, Sclerotiniaceae. The record is from RefSeq and is a predicted model, not a curated record. Gene Ontology annotation, molecular function: oxidoreductase activity, acting on paired donors, with incorporation or reduction of molecular oxygen; heme binding; monooxygenase activity. Bases 1 to 531 code for a protein of 176 amino acids. The transcript has 3 exons.